Molecule: messenger RNA, 2935 nt
Organism: Salmo salar (Atlantic salmon)
Lineage: Eukaryota; Metazoa; Chordata; Actinopteri; Salmoniformes; Salmonidae
Gene: nfip2
Product: NEDD4 family-interacting protein 2
Biological process (GO): vacuolar transport; metal ion transport; positive regulation of protein ubiquitination
Cellular component (GO): perinuclear region of cytoplasm; endoplasmic reticulum; Golgi apparatus
Molecular function (GO): WW domain binding
Source: RefSeq, marked provisional
AUCAAAAGGAGUUUUGCUUCAGUUGAAGCGUAAAUGGACGGUUUAUUGUACGUCCCAGCGUCUAUAUUUAAUCUACUUCACCUGAAUGCUGUCCAUUAAAAAGUAAAAUUAAGUUACGAAAUAGCUAAAUACACGAUUGUUGACUUUUCGCUUGCUGGCUAGCUCCGCCAGCUGAGUCUAACGUCAAGAUGGACCAGGCAGCGAGCCGAUACCAAGUGUUUGAGAAUGAUGAAGACGACUCCUGUGAGCCCUCCACCAGCGCCCAGCAGCCGUGUACCUCGGCCCAGGCCAACGCGUCCUCCCAGGCCUGCCCAGUCCCAGUAGCCCUGGAGGGGGACGCAGAGGCCCCACCUCCCCCGUAUGCCAGCAUCGCCCUGGGAGCCACCGCUGCCAUGCCUGUAGAGAGCAGUUGUUACCCAAGUGAUUUCCCCGUGCCGCCCCCCUACAGCGUGGCCACCUCUCUUCCCACCUACGAUGAGGCAGAGAAAGCCAAAGCUGCAGCCAUGGUACUCUCUGCUGUGGAGGUGAUACCAGGGGUAGGACAGCACGCACGCACGCACGCACGCACACACACACGUGUGUUUGAGUAUGGGAUGUUUACCCAUAAAAACAGGAUUAUUCUGCUGGAAUGCUGUAAGAAAAACUUCAAUGCUGCUAUUAACUACACAGUGUAACAACAUAUUUCAGGACCAAAACAACUUUGAUAGCUAUAUUGUCCAAGUCAUAGCUACAACAGUAUUUACAGUAUAUUAGCUCUAUUUUAUGUAGGUUUAGUCCAAAUGCCCAUUGAGCUUUAUUUCUGCUUUCUCAACAUCUCUAAAAGAGAAGGAAAUGUCGACACACAACAGUGCUAUUGCUACGUUUCUUCAGAAGAUGUGGAUGAGUUGUUUUCCUGUCCUCUUUCUUUUAAACAGGAGGAUGACUUCCCUCCAAGGGAUGAUUUCAGCGAUGUCGACCAGCUGAGAGUGGGGAACGAUGGCAUUUUCAUGCUGGCCUUUUUCAUGGCCUUCCUGUUCAAUUGGAUUGGGUUCUGCCUGUCAUUCUGCCUGACCAACACCAUCGCCGGCCGAUACGGGGCCAUCUGCGGCUUUGGCCUCUCUCUCAUCAAGUGGAUUCUCAUCGUCAGAUUCUCUGACUACUUUACUGGAUACUUCAAUGGGCAGUACUGGCUCUGGUGGAUUUUCCUGGUCCUCGGUCUCCUGCUUUUCUUCAGAGGGUUCGUGAGCUACCUGAAAGUGCGCAACAUGUCUGAAAGCAUGGCUGCCUCGCACAGAACACGCUUCUUCUUCCUGUACUGAGGUAAAACAUAUAUUUUUUAAUUGAACCUUUAUUUAACUAGGCAAGUCGGUUAAGAACAAAUUCUUAUUUACAAUGACGGCCAAACCUGGACGACACUGGGCCAAUUGUGCGCUGCCCUAUGGGACUCCCAAUCACGGCCGGAUGUGAACCAGGUACUGCAGUGACGCCUCUUGCGCUGCGAUGCAGUGUCUUAGACCACUGCGCCACUCGGGAGCCCAACUACUAUUGAAGACCUUAGUACACAGUCACCGCAUACCAGCAUGUAUAGUAGAUAUUAUCCUUGAGACUUGACAUUCAUAUAAAGACAUGCAUAUAAAUGAAGUUGUUUAUGAAAUAAUACUAUAUAUUGUUGUUACCAAUUUGUCUUUCUGUAAAUGGCAUGUUGUUACACCUGCUACCCGUAGUCUGCGAAUUCUACAACAGUUGCGCUUUCAGAAUUAUUUUCCCACUUCCUUUGCUCCAGGUUGUCGCACCAAACAUUCCUCCUUAAUGUGAAAUUCCCUGAGGAUUUGCGACCCUCUUCUCGAAUGACCAGGACAACAAAAAAAACACAGUGAAAAGAAGUGAGGAAGAAAAGAACCAGUGCAUCAUUACAGCUGCGAAAGUCUGGCAUCUUUCAUUAAAAGCAAAAACGGCUGACUCGUCUCUUUUUCAGAAAGUCCGUACAGUACAGAUUAACCCAGCUAAUUAUACCCUGUGUGUUUUCUGAUAUUUCCACCGGCAUUGUUUGGCUCUCUAGAUUUCAAUUGCCUUCCUGAUCUAACCCCUGUUAUGGUCCCAUCCUGCUUAAUAUCCCAAGUCUUGUACAGUGGAUACACCUUAACAGGGGGUAGUAUAGUGCAGUGUAAUAGCUGGGUCUACCUGUUGUGGACGUUGGUUGAAAAGCACACACGAGAAGAUGUAAGAAAACGGGUAUGCAGCCAAGAGGUCUUAUGCAAUUGUGUCCUUACCUGAACUGGGUAUAUGCUCCGAUGAUGAAACGGUUAGUCAUCUUUUUUUCUUUUUUUUUUUACUUUUAGAGCUCUAUCGGAGUAUCAAUAUUACAAUUUGAAUUUUAUCCCUUGAUUUUAAUCCCGUAUUUAAUUGUCUUUGGUAUAAAAAUGUUAUUUGAUGAAACUCAUGACUUAUUGUGAAAUGAUUGAACUGUGUCACAGCUUAUGCCAAUUUACAUGUGCAACCUCUUUCUCCAUCAGUUGUGAAUUGCUUACUUGUCAUAGUGCGUAUACUGAUCUCUUUGUCAGUCCAAUUUUGAACUGGAAUUUGUGUUUAUCCCAAAAAAGGAUAUCUGCCUUUUGCACUUUUUUAUUUUCAAAAAAAUUACUUUUUCAUUAAGUUGAUUAUUGCAAUUAGCCUGAACUGUGACAUUUUAAAGUAUUGUCACGUUUCUUUAAUGCUUGAAUGAUGCCUUUGUCAUUUUGUUUCUGUUACACAGAAGCCUCAUCAGCAAUAUCAAAAAACGUAACUUAGUUGGUUCUAGUAGUAUUCAGCUAAAGCAACGUUAUUAAUGUUCUAUUUGUAUGUUUGUAAAACAGCCAAACUAGUUUUGUCGGAAAUGAUGGUACUCAGAGAUGAUGAUGCGUGCUUGUUAACUCUUUAACCUGAAGUCUUGCAAAAUGCCAAUAAAGUUCCAAAUGCA